CGUCUGUCCGACAGUGCAAGUUGGAACUGGUGGUCGGAAGUCCGGCGUCAUGCAUGGACCUCGAGCUCUAUACUCCGGACGACAAGUUUCUGAUGAAGCUGGACAGUGAUGAGUCCCUGCUGGGGUCGUACCCCAUUGAUGACGGGUGCCGGAUCCAUGUUAUCGACAGAAGUGGGGCGACUCUUGGGGAAUACGAAGAUGUGUCGAGGGUAGAGAAGUUCGAGAUACCGGAUGCCGAAUAUGAGAAAAGAACAGAUUCCGCACGUUCCUUUAUGAAGCGCAGCAAGCUGGGCCAGUACAACAAGGAGGAAAUGUUGAAGAGGGAAAUGGAGCAAGAGCAGAAGUUGGCGGAGGAGAAGGCCCUGGCCGAGGCCAUCGCUGUGGGCGUGCGGUGUGAGGUGCGGGCCUCGGGGCAGCCCAGCAAACGGGGCACUGUGAUGUAUGUAGGCCUAACAGAAUUCAAGCCUGGCUACUGGAUUGGCAUCAAGUAUGACGAGCCUCUGGGGAAGCACGAUGGCAGCGUAAACGGAAAGCGGUACUUCGAGUGUCAGUCCAAGUAUGGCGCCUUCGUGAAGCCGCAGCACGUCACGGUGGGGGAUUUCCCCGAGGAGGACUAUGGACUGGACGAUGAGAUGUGACGGGGAGAGGCGACGGGGUGGCCAAAGGCGGCGGAGAGGAUCGCAACGGCCCCUGUUGGCGCGACUGCCCCCGUUGCCGCCGUUUCUCUGGCGUGUCGCGGCGGCGCUUCUGGUUGCAUGUCGGAGGGCGACCCAGAGGGAGAAGACAUGAAAGCCGCUGUGUGUCCUUUGACUUGUGUUUGUGGUUUUUCUUUUCCUUGGUUGUCUGUUUAGUGAAGAUGCCGCAUCCCUUGAGUUUUGUCACAUCCACACCCUUCUGUACCUUUCUGGUAACACAGAGAAUAUUGGCGCUCCUUUG
Varanus komodoensis (Komodo dragon) is the source of this 936-nucleotide messenger RNA. It is a transcript of the gene TBCB, whose product is annotated as tubulin folding cofactor B. Gene Ontology annotation, biological process: cytoplasmic microtubule organization. Gene Ontology annotation, molecular function: microtubule plus-end binding. Bases 54 to 638 code for a protein of 194 amino acids. The record is from RefSeq and is a predicted model, not a curated record. NCBI's taxonomy places the organism in Eukaryota, Metazoa, Chordata, Lepidosauria, Squamata, Varanidae. The transcript has 5 exons. Gene Ontology annotation, cellular component: cytoplasm; microtubule plus-end; nucleus.